Messenger RNA from Rosa rugosa (rugosa rose), 3027 nucleotides. Its product is annotated as leucine-rich repeat receptor protein kinase HPCA1-like. Lineage: Eukaryota; Viridiplantae; Streptophyta; Magnoliopsida; Rosales; Rosaceae. The coding region runs from base 40 to 2883 and encodes 947 amino acids. The record is from RefSeq and is a predicted model, not a curated record. The transcript has 19 exons. Gene Ontology annotation, biological process: protein phosphorylation. Gene Ontology annotation, molecular function: protein kinase activity; ATP binding; protein binding.
CAGCAAAAGUUGGCUAGUAAGGUGACUAAGAAGGUUUUGAUGCCCAUUUGCCAUAAAGUAAUGGGUUGUGCAACUCGUGUGUUUCGGCUACUCCUGUUAAUCCCAUUCUUUGUUAUUGCAGCAGAGGGAACUGUUCUGGAGUUUAUUGCUAUUACGACACUCCAGCAUGAGUGGGGCAUUACACCUCCAAGUUGGAAUGGUUCAGAACCUUGUGACAACUGGGAAGGUAUUGAAUGCACCAAUUCCCGGAUUACUGCUAUAGCAUUGGCAGACAUGGGUUUGGAAGGUCGGCUAUCCAGUGAACUUGAGACGUUCUCUGAGCUAAAGAUCCUGGUUCUGUCUUACAACAAGGACCUGACAGGACAACUUCACGAAGCAUCAAUUGGACGCUUGAGGAAACUGGAAAUCUUAAUCCUGGAUGGUUGCGAUUUCUCUGGUCCUAUUCCAGCUACAAUAGGAUCUCUAAAGCAACUCUCUUAUCUAUCUCUGAAAAAUAAUAGAUUCAGUGGACCAAUUCCGCCUUCUAUCGGCAAUCUGUCCAAUCUAGUCUUUCUGGACCUAUCAGACAACAAACUUGAGGGUCCCAUUCCUGUCUCUAGUAGGACUACAUCUGGUCUUGAUAUGUUAAAUAAAUCAGAGCACUUUCAUUUUUCAAAUAACCAGCUUUCAGGCAAUAUCCCCCCUCAACUCUUCAGCUCAGAGAUGGCUCUUAAACAUUUGAUGUUAGACCGAAAUAAUCUAGAUGGCAGCAUCCCAUCUAAACUCGGACUGGUGAAAACUCUGCAGGCAAUACGCCUUGAUAGGAAUUCUUUAAGCGGGACUGUGCCAUCAAGCCUCAACAAUCUUCGGAAGGUAGCUGAAUUGCACUUGUCCAACAAUAUGCUGAGUGGCCCGGUGCCGAACCUUUCUGGCAUGGAUUCCCUCUAUUAUGUGGACAUCAGCAAUAAUUCUUUUGAUGCAUCAGAGUUUCCGAAUUGGUUUUCAACCUUGACGUUUUUGACAACAUUAAUGAUGGAAAACAUAGGACUUCAGGGACAAGUUCCGCGAGCCCUUUUCAGCCUUGAAUAUUUGGAGUCAGUGGUACUAAGAAACAACAAUCUCAGUGAUUCAUUGGAUAUUGGAACCAAUUAUAGCAAACAAUUGGAGCUAGUUGAUCUGCAGAAGAACAACAUUGCCGUUCUUGCACAGAACUAUGAUGGAUCCAACUACACGCUGAUUCUAGUUGAAAAUCCAAUUUGUGAGGGAAGCAAGUACAACAUGGCAAAGAAAUACUGUAAUAUUUCUCCACCAGAUUCCUCAAUUUCAACUCCAGGAAGUAACUGUCCUACUCCUGUCUGUAAAUCCGACCAGGUUGCUUCCCCCAACUGUAAUUGUGCAUUUCCCUACACACAGACUCUAGUCUUCUUAUUUGUUUCUUACUCAAACUUGGAAGACGUAAACUAUUACAUUCUUCUCGCGGAAAAUCUCACAAGAUCUUUACAGUCCCUCAACCUUCCUGUGGAUUCAGUUUCUCUGAGUUAUCCUAAAUUGGACUCAUCUUCUCAACUUGAACUGAUAAUACGAAUUUUCCCAUCUGGUGGUCAAGUUAGCUUCACCCAAGCAGAAGAGUCAGCUAUAUCAACUGUUCUUAGCAACCAGACUCUCGAUGCACGUCCAAGAUAUUUUGGACCCUUCACUUUUCUUGUUCUUUACACCAACUCUGGAGGAUCAAACAAGGCCGUGAUAAUAGGUACAGCAAUUGGUGGUUCUGUGCUCCUUUCAUUAUUAGUCCUUGUAGGGCUUUAUGCUCUCCACCAGAAGAGGAAAGCAGAUGAGUCAAUGAGUGGAUCGAUCCUUUUGACAGGGAUUCCAAAUAGCAGUGCUAGUGGUCCUCAACUAAAAGGAGCAAGAUUGUUCUCAUUUGAAGAGCUCAAGAAAUGCACCGAUGGUUUUUCAAAAGCAAAAGAUAUUGGAUCUGGGGGUUAUGGCCAGGUGUAUAAGGGAAUUCUUCCUACAGGCCAGAUGGUUGCCAUUAAAAGAGCUAAAAGGGAAUCUAUGCAGGGAGGAGUUGAGUUCAAUGCCGAGGUUGAGCUCCUAUCACGAGUACAUCAUAAGAAUCUUGUUGGCCUUGUUGGUUUUUGUUUUGAACAAGGAGAACAAAUAUUGGUAUAUGAGUAUGUUCCAAAUGGUGAUUUGAGGGACAGCCUAUCAGGGAAGUCCGGAAUCAGGUUGGACUGGAUGAGAAGACUUCAAGUAGCACUUGGUGCGGCGAGAGGUCUGGCAUAUCUUCAUGAACUUGCAAGCCCAACCAUUAUACACCGGGACAUCAAAUCAAACAACAUUCUGCUCGAUAAAGAUUUAAAUGCAAAAGUUGCUGAUUUUGGUCUCUCCAAGUCAAUUGCUGAUAGUGGAAUGGACCACUUAUCUACUCAAGUUAAGGGGACACUGGGCUACUUGGAUCCUGAAUAUUAUAUGACUCAACAGUUGACUGACAAGAGCGACGUGUAUAGCUUUGGCGUGGUAAUGUUGGAGCUGAUAACUGCUAGAAGGCCAAUAAUGCAAGGGAAAUAUAUAGUGAGAGUGGUACAUAUGACAAUGGAUAAGUCGAAAGAUUUGUACAACCUUGAUGACAUUCUUGAUCCAUUCAUUGGUUUAGGAACAGAGCUGAAAGGUGUAGAAAUGUUUGUGGAUUUGGCAAUGUCUUGUGUAGAAGAACUAGGGGAUAAAAGACCAAGAAUGGGGGAAGUGGUGAAACAGAUAGAGAACAUUAUACAAAUCGCUGCUUUGAACGCCGGUACUAAUCCAUUGUCCACUUCAGCAAGUUAUGAGGAAUAUGACUGUAAGGACAGCACCGAGGAUGUUUACAGCAGACCCUUUGAUUAUAGUGGAGCUUUUGACGGAUGAAGGUAGAAGUUUAGUGAAUAUGAUAAUACUUUUAUAAAAUUGAAGUUGAUAAAUUUGGAUUGUUUAUAAAAUUUUAAUACCUUAAAUUGAUUUGAAUGAGAGAUUUGUGCUAAAUAUGGAACUGUACGUAGGUUGUAUUCAGUA